Molecule: messenger RNA, 1977 nt
Organism: Papaver somniferum (opium poppy)
Lineage: Eukaryota; Viridiplantae; Streptophyta; Magnoliopsida; Ranunculales; Papaveraceae
Product: probable nucleoredoxin 2
Exons: 3
Coding region: 399-1565 (388 amino acids)
Molecular function (GO): thioredoxin-disulfide reductase (NADPH) activity
Source: RefSeq, a predicted model, not a curated record
GUGUUUGUUUGUACUAAUAUUAUUAUUAUUUUUUAGGUAGUAGUAAUUUCCGUCUAAAAUUAAAGUACCUUUUUUCUCUUCAAUUUUGAUUAUCACUACCACUGUUGCUGUAGUGCCAGCUUAUAUGUUCUCCUCUCUCGAUAUCUCAUUCAUCAUACCUUGCUUGAUAUUCAUUCAUUCAUUUAUACAGAGAAAAAAAAAAGUAAAGGUUUUCAGUGAGCAAAAACAGCAAUGGAAGCUGCUUCACCUAUCAUCAACAGGACUGGCUCUUAUUAUAACUUGUUAAUCUCUUUUACUAGAGAUUUUUUUAUUUCUUCCUCUGGAGCUCAGGAAACAAGCCUAACUGCUGAGCAAUAUCUCUGAGAUUAGGGGUCCAGAUCGUCUGUGCCACUGCUUGGAUGUGCCCUAUGUGCCACACCAAUAGAAACACGGUAAAAGUUGAAGAAUUAGAAGGAAGAACAAUUGGACUAUAUUUCUCAGCAAAUUGGUUUAGUCAGUGUCAAACUUUUACACCAAUUUUAGCAGAUAUAUAUAACCAAUUGAAAGAACAAGGAUCAAACUUCGAAAUAGUAUUUGUAUCUUCUGAUGAAGAUCAGAUUUCCUUUGACAAUUUUUAUAAGACCAUGCCGUGGUUAGCUAUUCCUCUCUCUGAUUUACAAUCUAAGAAGAGUUUAACGCAAAAGUUUCAAAUUGAAGGAAUCCCAUCUCUAGUAAUUGUAGACGAAUUUGGCGAACCAAUUCAAACAGAAGGAGUGGAACUCAUAUAUCGAUAUGGAGUUCAAGCUUUUCCGUUUACGUCCGUUAGGAUAGCGGAAUUGGAACUGGAAGAGAAAGCUAAUCAAGCUUCUCAAACUAUUGAAAAACUUCUUUCAACCCAUGCUAGAGAUUAUGUGAUUAGCAAAAAUGAACAAGUGCCUGUUGCUCACUUGGUGGGGAAAACGGUCGGCUUAUACUUCUCGGCUUCCUGGUGUCCUCCAUGUGUGAAGUUUACGCCGAGAUUGGCUAGUGUUUAUAAUAGUCUAAGAGACAAGAAACAUGACUUUGAGAUUGUUUUCAUUUCGCUUGAUCGAGAUGAAGAAGGAUAUCUUAGCUGCUGCAAGUCAAUGCCAUGGCUUGCUCUGCCUUAUGGCGAUGAGAUGGUUAAAGUAUUAUUAAGGUACUUCAAUGUUCAAGCCAUUCCAAGUUUGAUCAUCAUUGGACCUGAUGGAAAAACCGUUACGAGAGAAGGAAGAAACUUGAUUAACUUACACUUAGACAUGGCUUAUCCUUUCACAGAAGCUCAACUUUUAAGCAUACAAGAAAAGAUAGAUGAAGAAGCUAAGAGCUAUCCCAAAGCUAUCUCUCAUAGUGGUCACAAGCAUGAGCUGAGUUUGGUGUCAGCCAGUUCUGGAGGUGGGCCUUUCAUAUGUUGCAAAUGCGAUGAACAAGGUUCAGGAUGGGCAUAUCAAUGUAUUGAAUGCGGGUACGGAAUUCAUCUCAAGUGUGCACAACAAGUGGACGAAGAUGAACAAGUGAAGGAAGGAGCUAAUACUGCUAACUCCUAUUGUGCUUGCAAUGGAAAGUAGAAUGACUGGGGAGACUUUCUGAAAAUUCGGGAGGCGGGAAAUACAGGCUUGCAAAUGUACAGGAAAGUAAAAAUGCAUGACAAAGUGAAAUGUGAGAGCUAAAGCUAUGGAGUUCUCUGCAAAUGCCGAGAUCUCGUUAAACAAGAGAAAUUGGAUAUUGGUAAGUAUAUCUACAUUAAACCAGGUAAUUCUCCUCGUCCGUGCCUUUGUGAUGAGAUAGUAUGUGUGUGUGUAAUUUGUAGUAGAUAUCCAACUGUUAUUAGCAUUUUAUAACAGAACCUAAUCUUUUAAAAACUGUAUUCAUGUGGUAAGUAUGCCUUAUAGUGUCUGUGUUAUGUUUCAGAAGUCCAAUAUAAAUGUAAACAGUAAAAUUUCUGAUUUCAUCGGUAAAAUCGAGCUUUCUUCAUUGCCA